Caenorhabditis bovis is the source of this 327-nucleotide messenger RNA. The record is from the annotation of a GenBank genome assembly. NCBI's taxonomy places the organism in Eukaryota, Metazoa, Nematoda, Chromadorea, Rhabditida, Rhabditidae.
AUGGCAACCAAUUUUAGUGCUGAUAUUGUUGGAAGAAAUGUUAAAAAUACGUGCCCCGAAUGUUUGACAGGAACCAUUCAAAAAUGUUCAACAUUAACCGGAAAGCUUGGAUUGUACGGCUUAUGGUGGUGUUGCAUCGGAUUUCUAAUAUAUAAACUUUCUCUAUAUGAUUAUUGCGAGUUCUGCUAUCAAGCUCAUUUCGAGCAAAAAUCGAGAGAAAAGCGAAUUACUCAGUUGUUGAUGGAUGACAAAUCGCUAUACGAACCACCAGAUGUGGAUCGUGAGCGAUUGAAGAGAAAAUACGGUAUUGAGAACUUGGUUCAAUAA